AAAAGAUUGGUACCAAGCGGUCCGAACAAUGCAAUAUCUCCGGCCUCUCCAUCAUUUUCCAGAGCAUAUAUUAACACCAACAUGGAUUAGAAUAGGACGAUGGUCCGAAUCCGUUAAGUGUAAUUAAGGUAGUACUCAAGAUAUGAAACACAUGUUAGUGUGGGGAUAAAAGAUUGAAAGAAGCAUCAUUGAACCUUAUCCAUGCAUCUAUGUAUUAUCAUAAAUCAAAGAUAUAUCUUCCGACGUUCUCCUGAUUUUGAAAUCAAUGGUAUUAAAUGAUAUACGUUUGGAAAGACCAACGAGAUAAAAUUUCAUACACUACGACUACGUUACGAUAUAUUAUCAUCAUGCUAUUAUUAUGUGUGAAUGCAACGGAGAACAAAAAGAUACUACUAUUUUUUUUAUGUGUGUAAAUGUGAUUGUUGACAAAAGCAAAUGUGAUUACUGAUGACAUCUACAGCAGUUGACUACUAAAUUAAAUACUGUUAAAGUCAAAGAAGGACAACUAGUGGCAAUAUCGAAAAUUUCUCAAUUUCAAAGCCUAUAACUCACAAACUAUUCCAUAAAACCAAAGAACUCGAAAGCGUUACGUUUUAGAGUAAAAAGAUAAAAACUAACGCAUAAAUAUGUCAGAGGAGCUGCAACUACAAAAAUUGAAUCGUCUUUCUUAGUUAUUUAGGGUUCUUUAGAGAAGCAAGAAGGAGAAGGAGAAGAUGGGAUUACAGUUGGAGAGUUUGAUGGAGACGAUAAAGUCAAAGGUGAGUUUGCUAAGGAAGAAGAAGAAAACUUACAUCAAAAUGGACAAAAGCUCCAGCGUCAGAGUCGCCAUCCGUCGUAAGAAGACUAGAGAUCUCAUCGAUAAGACCUUAAAGGUCGCUGAUCGUCCUGGCAAACGAACUCUUUUCUAAUAAUACUUCUUCUUCUUCUUUUUUUUCUCUCAUAUUUUGCCAUCAUUUUUUGUUGUUCUUCGUUCAGUGAUUUGGUGUUUUUGAUUCAGGAGAUCAUGUUUGUGAUAAUAUGUAUAGUUUCUGGAAAUAAAUAAAAGAAAAACAUUAUAGAAACAUCAAACAUAUAUGAUUGAUCGAUGAAACAAGGAUCCUUCUUUUUUUUAUAUUAAAAUCCAGUAUAAUUGACUUUUACUGAUAGGAUCUUG
Messenger RNA from Arabidopsis thaliana (thale cress), 1153 nucleotides. RefSeq lists its product as uncharacterized. Bases 714 to 908 code for a protein of 64 amino acids. NCBI's taxonomy places the organism in Eukaryota, Viridiplantae, Streptophyta, Magnoliopsida, Brassicales, Brassicaceae. The record is from RefSeq and is marked reviewed. The transcript has a single exon.